GGGGCGUGCACAUCGGGAGUCGGUCUUUCUACACUAGCAGGGAGACUGUUCACCCACUGAGAGAGCUCCACCAUGGCUUCAGCACUGAAUUGCACACCAUUUUUGUUGUGUUUUAUUUAUUUUUCGUUACUGCUUGCCACCGUGUUUUGCGAAGAAGAAGAGGAUGAGCAUGCCAAGCACACUUAUACGGUGGAGAUGUUCAACGAGGCGGUGCCCACUGCACCCCACUUUGUCAUGUUUUUUGCCCCAUGGUGCGGCCAUUGCCAGAGGUUACAGCCUGCAUGGAAUGAACUCGCAGACAAGUACAACAGCAUGGAUGACCCACCAGCUUAUGUGGUAAAAGUAGACUGCGUCCAGGAUACAAAGUUCUGCUCCAAUGUCCACGGGGUCAGGGGCUACCCAACGCUGAAAUUGUUCAAGCCAGACCAGGAGGCAGUGAAGUACCAGGGACCCAGAGAUUUACAGUCUCUGGAGACGUGGAUGUUACAGACACUGCAGGAGGAGCCUUCGGCACCUGAGAGCGAACUGGAGCCUCCUAAAGCCCCAGAGCCCAAACAGGGCAUGUACGAGCUCACUGCUCUCAACUUUAAGACCCAUAUAGCCAAAGGGGCUCAUUUUGUGAAGUUUUUUGCCCCAUGGUGCGGUCACUGCAAAGCCAUGGCCCCAACCUGGGAGCAGCUGGCCACCGCCUUUGAGCACUCUGAUGACAUCAAGAUAGGAAAGGUGGAUUGUACUCAGCACUAUGAGGUGUGCUCUGAAAACGGUGUACGUGGAUAUCCCACACUGCUCUUCUUCUACAAUGGCGAGAAGACGGAGCAGUACAAAGGGAAAAGGGACCUGGACUCUUUUAAAGACUUUGUGGACAACCAGCUCAAGGCUGCAGUCACGGAGGAGCAGGUGGAGGAACCAGCAGAGGAACAAAAUGCAAACGAGGUCCCCACUGGAGAGCCAGCCAAAGAAGAGUCUGGCGUAUUGAAUCUGACAGAAGAAAACUUUGAUGAAACUGUGGCCAAAGGCUUCACCUUCAUCAAAUUCUACGCCCCUUGGUGUGGUCACUGUAAGCACCUCGCUCCAACAUGGGAGGACCUCUCUAAGAAGGACUUCCCCGGCCUCACUGAUGUUAAAAUCGCCAAAGUUGACUGUACUGUUGAGCGCACGCUCUGCAACAAGUACUCUGUUCGAGGCUACCCAACCUUAUACAUCUUUCGGGCGGGCGUUCAGGGCGAAGAGCACAACGGAGGACGGGACCUGGAAAGUCUGCACAGCUUUGUGAUGAGGCAGGCGAGAGACGAGCUGUAGGAAGGGUCAGAAAACACUCCAGUGUCCACCACUCUGCUCACACACACUGCAUAUCGGGCCAGUAGGACACUACUCUCUCUCCUACAGUAGCCAAACCUUUACUUCUCUCUCCACUUGGGUUCUCUCUCCACUAAGGAGCCGGCGACUGACUGCUGCAGUCUUUUUUCCUCUGGUGUUCAUGGACAGAAUGAUUCAGUCAAGUGUUUUUUGAUGGGAAUGUAUUUCUUACUGCAGUCGCCCAACCCCAGGGUUUGGUUGGAUCGCAAAUGAAGUCUGACAACCACUUAUCAAGCACUGCUAAGCCAAUCAGAUGCAGAAUUCCUCACACUGAUGAUGUUUAUUGAAGGGGUGACACUGUACGACAGUCAUCCCAGUUUCAGUGAUUUGUUUCUGAUGAACUGUAGCCACUUGACUCCUUUUUAGAUGCUAAAUUUUUAUACACAGGAUCUGUUGUGAAAUCAUAAGCCAUUAAUGUUACUGUACUGUCAGUAUGAAGAUUGUAAAGAUGGUGUCACCCUAAUGUGAGUGUUAAGUUGAGGGUACUUUUUAUCCAUGUCAGCGACAGUCUGUCUGACUUAACUCUCAGGGACAUGCCCUCAUUAAAAAGUUCCCAGAUCAUCAUUGUCACAGGAGUCUGACAGUGGCAUAAAGACGGGACUAUUUUCUCUUGAUGAAGAUUUUCAGCUUUUUCCAAUAAAAAACUAAAACCUCUCA
Cheilinus undulatus (humphead wrasse) is the source of this 2013-nucleotide messenger RNA. It is a transcript of the gene txndc5, whose product is annotated as thioredoxin domain containing 5. Gene Ontology annotation, cellular component: endoplasmic reticulum. Bases 73 to 1299 code for a protein of 408 amino acids. Gene Ontology annotation, molecular function: protein disulfide isomerase activity. The transcript is spliced from 10 exons. NCBI's taxonomy places the organism in Eukaryota, Metazoa, Chordata, Actinopteri, Labriformes, Labridae. Gene Ontology annotation, biological process: protein folding. The record is from RefSeq and is a predicted model, not a curated record.